UGCUAGCAUUGGUAUUUUGGAAAAAUGGGGGGAGCAGCUGCGCAGGCUAUGCCUUGCGUUUUGGCUUUUAAACCUGUAUUCUUCUCAGUUCGUCGGCGUCCUCCUCUUAGAACCCCACUCUCGUACGAUGCAAAUGCAGAGUCUGACUCUAUCUCUCUCUCAUACAGCAAUAGCUCCUUUUUGGGCCAGGCCCAGCCCCUGCAAUUGCACGAAAGUGGCAGCACUAGCUUUGGAACGGUUUUUCGUUAUCCCACCAUUACUGCUGCUAUCAAAAGAUUUAAUGAUAAGUCACUGGACGGCGUAAUACAGAAUCAGAAGAGGCUUAAAUUGGUCACCAAACUCCAGCAAAUCCUCCUCAAACAGCCAGACCAAAAGAUUUCUUUGAGAGAGCUGGCAAAGUAUAGAAAAUCUCUUGGCCUUGAGGGUCGAAGAAGAGUGAUGCCCAUUCUCAGAAAAUACCCUGCCUGUUUUCAAAUUUACAAAGAUGAAACUUUCUCAAUGUGUUGCAGAUUGACCCCGCAGGCAUACCACCUACAUUUGGAAGAAUUGCAGAUCAAAAUCGAAAUAGAACACCACCUCGUUCAAAAUCUUAGAAAGCUUCUCAUGAUGUCUGCAUCCAAGAGGGUAUUGCUAGGAAAAAUUGGCUACAUAUCUGUUGACAUGGGUCUUCCGAUGGAUUUUGGAAGCAAUCUGUGCAGAAGGUAUCCUCAGUUUUUAAGAGUGAUUGAAACAGAUCAUGGUCGUGCUUUGGAGUUAAUUUCAUGGGACCUUAGUCUUGCAGUAUCUGCUGCAGAGAAGAAGGCGGAGGAACAAGUUACCAAUGCUCACCGUGAUCUCAUCCUUGACCGGCCUCGGAAAUUCAGGAAGAUAGAUCUUCCUAGGGGAUACAAUUUGUCCCGGAAUAACAGGGACUUUAUACUUCAAUUCCAGGAAAUGCCAUUCAUUUCUCCUUAUUCUGAUCCCAAUACUUUCGAGCCUUCUUCAAUGGAAGCAGAAAAACAUGCCUGUGCUGUGGUUCAUGAGCUGCUGAGCCUAACCGUGGAGAAAAAAUUGCUUCUUGACCAUCUUAGCCUCUUCAAGUAUGACUUCAAGUUUUCUUGCAAGCUGAGGGCAAUGCUUUUGCGCCAUCCUGAGCUUUUCUAUGUGUCGUUCAAGGGGCAUAGAGAUUCUGUGUUCCUCAGAGAGGCUUACAUGGGCUCCGAAUUGCUGGACAAGGGUCCCCCUUUACUGGUUCAGGAAAAAUUCCAUGCAUUGAUGUUGAAAGGCAGUAGGCAGGCAGCUAAGAUGUUGCAGUUUUCAAAUGAAGUAGAUGGGAAUGGUGAAUCCUCCUUGGAUGAAAAGGUUAGGAAUUUUGAAUCAGAUGUUGAAGAUGAGAGUGGCUAUGAUCAAUUUGAACAGGGUGGCAAUGAAUGGAGUCAUUCUCAGGAGGAAGGAAACGAAGGGGUAAGGCUUGAACCCAAACCAGAGUUUCCAGGGGUGGUGAAAUUGUUUGAAGCCUCCACAGAGAAAGACCUCGCAAUAGAGUGUUGGUGAUUUACCAAAUUGAUUGUUUGCAUCAAAUUUCAGGCAUCAAAUGGAGAUCUCAUCAAGGAAAAUCAAGCCGGAUCAAGGACGGUCUUCGCGGGGACGACCUUCUUUGGACUAACGUCAUCAAGGGCAACCUCUUUCAAUCCAGCAUUCCAAGGCGAGGUACAUCAUCGUCUUGCACAUCAAGGACAAAAGGAGUUAGAACAAGAGUUAAUUAAAGAUAGCCUCUCAACGACAUCAAAUUGAAUAUCUAGCAAGCUACAAGUGUCAGAUGAGGUGGCAUCCCAGUCAUCACUCCUCCAGUCAGUGUGGUCCACCUCAGCAUGUCCAGAUUCAAUGUACUUAACUCAUGGAAGGUGACACAAACUCCGAUGUACCUACCCCGGCUAUCCAUUGGUCGAUUUUUCUAGAGAGGACAUGUGUCCAAGCAAUACAAUUUUAUCAUUGGUCAAGCAUUAAAUGUUAUGUAAUGGUUGUAACAAACCCUAAUUAGGGUUUUCAUUGUAAAAUCUUGGCCAUUGAUCUUGAAUUGAUCUAAGCCAUCAAAUUGUAUUGUGGGCACUAUAUAAGCCCAGGCAUUUCAUUUGUAAAGGCUAAUUAGCAAUAAAUUAGCAAUUGUUAGAGAUAGUAUGUAAAUAGUUAGAAUAGUUAGAGAAUAGUUGGAAGCAAUUAGAGUAGAAUAGGAGGACAAGGCAAGAAAUUGUGGCCAUUGAUUGUAAACAAACUCCAUUUUCAUUGAAGUAAUGGUGAAGUGUGUCGUUUCUUGCAAUUUGCAUGGUUUCUUGUUGAGUCUUCAAUCCUAGAUGGUAGAUGAUUAGAUGAAUGGAGGAAAUGCGAUUGAUUAAUGGUGGAAUUCGUACAUCCAUACUACUAGCAGUUUGUUGAUUGCAGACUUGCCUUGCGUAGUCAACUGGAAUCAUUCAGCCUAAGCUCAAUUUCAAUUUGUCACUUCUUCAUUGAUAUGCAUCAACUUGAUGGUGUCUAUGCCUGUGGUGAUGAUUUGAACAUCAUAAAGCUUCCCUUAGAAGAUCGCACUAGCCUUGUGUAGAUGUUCCAUUGAUGUCAAAACAAGACCUAGUUGGAGUUUCAUCAAAAAUCAAAUCAUUGCUCCUACAUUCUUAGUAUUAGGAUUAGAUCCUCUCUUCACCCCCUUCCUUUUUCCCUUUUUUUAAUCUAAGUUAGUGAGAGCUUGUGUUCUAGCAAAGUAGAUCGGAAAUUCAAUCACCAAAUGUAAGUCCCCUUGUGAUUCCAGCAAAUCACAUCAUAC
Messenger RNA from Cryptomeria japonica (Japanese cedar), 2794 nucleotides. RefSeq names its product protein WHAT'S THIS FACTOR 1 homolog, chloroplastic. The transcript has 2 exons. The record is from RefSeq and is a predicted model, not a curated record. Gene Ontology annotation, molecular function: RNA binding. The coding region runs from base 25 to 1533 and encodes 502 amino acids. NCBI's taxonomy places the organism in Eukaryota, Viridiplantae, Streptophyta, Pinopsida, Cupressales, Cupressaceae.